AUGGCGCAUUCAUCUGCAAGUGCGGGUGAUUCACCACCUCCCUCAAGCACCGAUACAACCCAAAACAACCUCCAGCAUUUUUUUGUUCUUCACAAAGCAUCUGAAAAGUUAACUUGUAAUGGGAAAGCCCGAAAGAGGCUUGAUCUAAGCCCAACAAAGCUUAAGCCUGAGAAGAAGGAAUGGGAUGAGCGCUGCUUGCGAAUGGAAGCUUUUCAGUUGGUUUGGUCUGGAAUUGACUCCACUAUCAAGGACGUUCUGAGGAAUAUGAAUGCUCGUGUAUUUAAUGACAUACACAGCUGGGUACGGGACUCCUUCAAUACGAAUGCUAUCAAACCAUUUCCGCCACCUUCUCCCAUUGUCACCCACCAGCUCUUCACUGCGCUCCUUCUCACCAAGAAUAUGGAGUUUGUUGAUGAUUUCUUGACAUUUCAAGAGCUUGGCCUCUUCUUGAAAUCUCAUGGAUGCCAUGUGGCUAACCUUUCCUCCUUCGACUUUUCUCCCAAGAAUGGCAUUGCUGGUUGUCUCACAAGUUUAUUGAGACAGUUUUUGAUGCGGACUUUUGAUGCAGCUGAUAUGUCCAUAUUGGCAUCAUGGUACAGCCAGCAGGGAAACUAUGGUUCUCCAGUGGUUGUCAUUAUAAACGAUAUGGAACGAUGUUGUGGUCCUGUCUUGUCUGAUUUGAUUCUUAUGUUGAGUGAAUGGAUUGUCAAGAUCCCAGUCAUUUUAAUCAUGGGAGUUGCAACAACAUUGGAUGCCCCAAGUAACAUACUUCCUUCAAAUGUGCUCAAGAAGUUGCGCCCUUGCAAGUUCACAUUGGGAUCACCGGCUGAGAGGAUGGAUGCAGUUGUUGAGGCUGCUCUUGUGAGGCAGUGUUCUGGUUUCGCUGUUGGUCAAAAGGUGGCUAUUUUUCUGCGAAACUACUUCUUAAAUCAGGAUGGUACAUUGACAUCUUUUUUUAGAGCUUUGAAGAUAGCAUGUGUCCAACAUUUCUCCACGGAGCCUUUAAGCUUCAUGCUUGGACAGUUGCUUGCUAAAGAAGACAGCAAGGGAUUUCAGAGUGAGAAAGUGGUUAAGGGGGCAUCCGAAAUUUUACUUCAUGCAAGGGAUCAAAUGGCUGAACAAACUGAUAUCCCUAUAGCUCAUUGUUUGACAGAGUUGAAGAGAUUGCAGAUGGUCUGGAGCUCUAUUGUUCUGUGCUUAUAUGAAGCUGGGAAGUGUGGCAAAAUUCAAUUGUUAGACUUAUUUUGUGAGACACUUGAUCCAGAUAUUUACACCUCAUUGGCUUCUGAUAAUCCCACUGGAAUUGGAGAAAGUUUGGCUACAUCUUUGUCAAGUGAUCGCUAUAUGCUUGAACAAGAUUUGAGCUUCCAGAAGGGACAAACUAUUUGUCAGGUAGUACGCAAAGUUAGGGAUCUUCCUGCAGCAUUGCUCUGUCAGUUGCUCAAAAGUUGGGAAGUUCUCACCGUGGAUGUUCCUGAGAUUCACGACAAGGUAAAGGAGUUGCAGGCCUUGUUGAAAUUUGAGGGAGGAAGUUGUAAACCGGAUUUUACAGACAUAUCCAGGAGACAUACAUCUCACAGUCCCUUAAAAAUUGGGAAGUCACAAUCAAUAAAUGGAAAAGCUGCUAUACUAGUUGAUUGCAUGGUUAGGUAUUUCAUGAGGCCGAUUGAGUGCAUACAAUGUCACGAAAUUGUUUGCUUUAGAAAUGUUGAAAAACUUCAAUCGGCUUUGAUUGGAGAUUCAAGAAAGAGGAUUCAAGUGGAUCUUUUGGAGUUCCAUAAAAUCCUACGAUGCAGUUGCUGCAGCAGGAGUGGCAACAUUCCAUUGUCAUCCAUGCCCGAUACCUCAAUUGUGUAUACCUUGGCUCAAGAGCAUGGCGAUCUUAUCAAUCUUCAUGACUGGUUCCAGUCUUUCAAAACAAUUGCCAGUCAGCCCAGUAGGAAAGGGGAGUGCAAGUUGAAGCAGUCCCCACUACCGAAAAGACGAAAGGACGUGAAUGAAUCUGAAAACAAGAGCGAAGCAUCUAUUCAGUAUCCUUUUGUUUUUUCAUACUGCACAGUGCACAUCUUCGUUUUCUCUAACAAUGGAAUGUGCACUAUAGAAUUACAUCAUGGGGGCUGGUUUGAAAAUGGUGCUUAUAAGAAGGGUAAGGUCUGUUAUGUGGAUAUUAUAAAGGAUUUUCUGUCCUUGUGUAAAAAUUUUGAUGGUGGAUUGGAGCUUGUUACAUCGGAUGCUACAGUGGUUGAAAUGAUUGGUCACAUACCAUCCAAUAAGGUUAUUGUGUUAUACUAUAGUGAGAUUGAAGACUAUGAGUAUGAUGCAGAUGCAGAGAAUUGUAAUGGGGAUUUGACUCAGAAUUACCAAGUGAAUGGGGUGGAUUAUAUUAAAGUUGAAGAUGAGGAGACUUUUGAGAAUGUUGGGACAAAAGUGGCAAAUGAAGAUGCUGUCAAAGAGGUACCAAAUGAAGAUGUAGGGGCAGAAUUACCAAAUGAAAAUAUAGGGGCACAUUUCACAAUUGAUAAUGAAUGGGCAGAAUUGCCAAAUGAGGAUAUAGGGGCACAUGUGACAAUUGAUAAUAAAGGGGCAGAAUUGCCAAAUGAAGAUGAAGAUGAAGAUGCAGAUUCAGAAAUUAAAGACAGUGAUUAUGAGUUCAGUGAAAAUGAGGCAGAGGAUAGACCAACUGUUGGAGAGAAUGCAGCAGAUGAGGGGACUAGUCAUGGUGCUCCAGGAGAAGUGUCAUCAUAUGGUGCUGACACGUUAGAAUUUGAUAGUGGAAGUGAGACUGAUUCUGAGGAAGAAUUGAAAACUGCAAACAAGGGUAGUACAGUGAAGAUUAAAACUCAGAUUGUGAAUGGUGAGACAGUGUUUCAAAUGAUAUAUGUGUGUUUGGCUGCCUGUAAGAAGGGAUUUUUAGAAGGUUGCAGACCUGUUAUUGGUGUUGAUGGCUGCAAUUUGAUAGGGCCUUAUCCUGGACAGAUCUUGAUGGCUGUUGGGGUGGAUGGGAACAAUGGACUUCUACCUGCCAUUGAGAAAGUACUUCCAUCAUCAGAGCACAGGAUGUGUGUGAGACACUUGUACAGUAACUUUAGGGCAUCACAUAUUGGUCUUGCUCUGAAACAUAUAUUAUGGGCUGCAACAAGAGCUACAACUGUGCCUUGGUGGGAGGCAGAAAUGGAGAAGAUGAAAAAUGAGGAUGAGGAAGCAUGGAAGUGGUUGAAGAAGAGACCUGCAAAAAAUUGGAGCAGAUCUCACUUCGGAUCACAUUUUAAAUGUGAUCUUUUGUUGAAUAAUCUAUGUGAAAGUUUCAAUGCAGCCAUACUAGAUGCAAGGGAUAAGACAAUUUUGAGUUGCUUGGAGAGGAUAAGGGUGUAUAUGAUGCUUAGGAUGGCUAGUAAGAGGUCUGCAUGUCAGAAUUGGAGAUACUCUGUUGGGGCCUAG
Messenger RNA from Prunus armeniaca (apricot), 3438 nucleotides. The record is from the annotation of a GenBank genome assembly. Lineage: Eukaryota; Viridiplantae; Streptophyta; Magnoliopsida; Rosales; Rosaceae.